Colletotrichum chrysophilum is the source of this 1653-nucleotide messenger RNA. RefSeq lists its product as uncharacterized. Lineage: Eukaryota; Fungi; Ascomycota; Sordariomycetes; Glomerellales; Glomerellaceae. The coding region runs from base 1 to 1653 and encodes 550 amino acids. The transcript is spliced from 3 exons. The record is from RefSeq and is a predicted model, not a curated record.
AUGGCUGUCACCGCUCCCAUCGUCGCUCCCAACCAUGACGACCCCAAGAAGAUGGUCAUGGGCGACAAGCCCAAGCCCAAGCCUCUCCUUCAAGUACAAGCUCCUCUGAGCUGGCAAAAGAGCGUUCUCGCAACUCUCGACACUGGCUUCUCGCCUGUGGACACCAGCAAGCUCAAGAGUCCUUUGAGGGCAUUCAACAUUAACAUGAUCUCCGACCUUGAGAUCGGUUCCCCAAUUGACUCCUCCGAAGUCGAGAUCCAGAGUCCUCUGAGAGCUUUCAGCAUCAACUUGGCAUCCGACGACGCCGUCCCCGGCUCUCCAAUCAACCCAUCCGACCUGAAGAGCCCUCUGCGAGCCGUUAGCAUCACAACGGGCCCCGCACUAUCACUCGACGCCGCCUCAAGCCAAGAUAACUUCAUUGUUGCAAAUGAUGAGAAGAUCAGGCUCCAGAGCCCUGCUGAUAUCCCCACACCUCCUCCCGAGGCGUCCUCCGAGACCGAGAUUGCCCACAAGAUCAUGGACAUCUUCCAGUCUUACGGCAGACACAUCCUUCCCGAGGGUGAGACUGAGCACACCUGGAUUGGACGCAAGAUGUUCCUUCCCCGUGUUGAGCAGUACAUCCGUGACAAUGUUCCCAUCAAGAUGAUCAUCCCUUCUUUCCCAUGGAAGAGCAUCAACCGUGUGGACAAGGUCAUUGGUGUUCUACCUGAUCUCGGUGAAGAUCUUGCGCUUGCUAGACUUAAUGCCCUCUGCGUUGACAUCGGCAAGGUGUACCAGGGUGGCGCCGAGGUCCACAUUGCCACCGACGGUCUCGUGUUCAACGACGUCGUCGGUAUCUCAGACGAUGAGACCUGGGAGUACGGCUCCACUCUGAUGGACAUGGCCGCUAAGAAGGGCUACAAGGGCAUCAAGCUCCUCCGUGUCAUGGACUUCCUGGGCAUGACCGACGGCCUCGGCCCCAUGACCAAGGAGCAGUACAUGACCCAAGUCGACGAGGCCCGCAAGCAGCUCGAGUCCCAAUUCGGCAAUGCCCUCGAGGAAGUCCGCAAGAUGAUCGACACUGACAACGAUACCCUUAUGACCUACCGCGGCUUCAUCCGCUUCCUCGAGGUCGACCUCCGCAACAGCCCCGUCGCCGCACACGCCACCUCCGGCCACAAGUACCGCAAGGUCGUCAAGGAGGUCGCCAUGAAGAUGAUGAUGCGCGCAGAGUCCUUCACCAAGAUCAUCCUCGCCACCUGCCCCGACUACGUCCGUCUCUCCAUCCACCCUUCCAGCGGUGCCGUCAAGCUGUCUAUGCCGCUCCUUGUCGAGAAGCACAACCCGGAGGGCUUCCCUCGCACUCCCUGGCACAGCUGCAUUGCCGUCUCUCUUGACGGUGGAUACCGUUCCCUGCACGCUCGCGAUGUUCGGGACACGCACGACCUGGUCAUGAGGAACGGCCAGCCCUGGUGCUUCCGCGAGAAGUCUGAGCUGUUUGACCUCGGCGAUAAUGUUGAGAUCGAGCACAUGUACCCUUGCGGUAUUGAAGUUCGCCCUAAGGAUGGUGCAUCAGGUGCCAGCCUCGGUGAGGCAGCCAAGGAGAAGUUGACGAAGCUUGCUAAGCUCCAGCCCGUUAAGGCUGUUGGCUUCGCCGAUGCUUCUACCUUCUAA